This is a messenger RNA of Suillus fuscotomentosus, 714 nucleotides long. RefSeq lists its product as uncharacterized. Bases 364 to 714 code for a protein of 116 amino acids. The record is from RefSeq and is a predicted model, not a curated record. The transcript has 4 exons. NCBI's taxonomy places the organism in Eukaryota, Fungi, Basidiomycota, Agaricomycetes, Boletales, Suillaceae.
GUAUGGCGCUGGAUCUGUUCAACUAUUCUUCACACACAAAACUCACACACGCACACACGCGACACACACACAAACGAGACGCACACACAUAAUCACUCCUUCGCAUACCAGUCGAUGGAACAUGCAGUAUUGUCAGUGCAGUAUCAUGAGUGCUCGAUAAUGGACGGCUCCUCAUAGGCAAUAAUGCGGCAGUGCUCAUUAUUGGCUGAACUACGCAUCAAUCUUAUGUAUUACAUAAGCGUUGUGCCGCGGCCCGCCUGAUGAGGCUUUGCUAUUUUUUUCUAUAAGUCACUGCAGUUCUUCAGUACCUCGGGAUGUCAAUGUGUAGUAGUCAAGAGGCUCACACCAACGCCCAGGGAUGAAAUGCUGAAAGCGGGUCUCCUACUGCUGUCCCUGCUAUUUUUGUGCAUACAGGAGUUGAAAGGGACCCAUGCUGGUGACAUUGAGACUCAAGCGCCCGCCACGUCACCUGCAUCUUUGCGCACUGUUCACCAGCCGGUCCUUAAAAAGUUUCGAGGCUUUGCUCUCAAUGCUGGUGACUUCGAAACCUUCAUCAUCGCUCUGAGACCUACUCAUUUAUCAUCGCUCCGUCUCGUCCACCGGCCAGACCUUGAAAAGAUUCGAGGCUUUGCUGCCAAUGCUGGCGGCUUCGGUGCAUUUUGUUUGCCCCUUGGACUCUACAGUUCUUCAUUGGGGACCUUGUCUGCAAUAUAA